AUGGCUUUUUUUCACAAAUCUAUCUCCAGUUCUACAUUGCUCUCUCUCAAAGGUUCCAGAUGGUGGCUUAAGGGAAGGAAAAGGGCGGCGACCGUGGCUCCAAAGAAGGAAGACGCCACGAUGAUGGCUUCAGGGAAGGAAGAUGGCAGCGCUUGGCGGGUUCACACACUGUUAAAAGGAUUGGAAAAGACAGUUGCAAGUGCAGAUAUUCCAAUGUUAGUGUGUGGUGACUUCAAUUCAGUUCCAGGAAGUGCCCCUCAUGCACUUCUUGCAUUUGGAAAAGUUGAUCCAAUGCAUCAAGAUUUAGCAGUUGACCCUCUUGGAAUCUUGCGACCUGCCACUAAACUCACUCACACUCUUCCCUUGGUUGAUAUCUAA
Messenger RNA from Lactuca virosa, 378 nucleotides. Lineage: Eukaryota; Viridiplantae; Streptophyta; Magnoliopsida; Asterales; Asteraceae. The record is from the annotation of a GenBank genome assembly.